Molecule: messenger RNA, 894 nt
Organism: Megalops cyprinoides (Indo-Pacific tarpon)
Lineage: Eukaryota; Metazoa; Chordata; Actinopteri; Elopiformes; Megalopidae
Product: fibroblast growth factor 1-like
Exons: 4
Coding region: 58-606 (182 amino acids)
Biological process (GO): cell differentiation; positive regulation of cell population proliferation; positive regulation of protein phosphorylation
Cellular component (GO): cytoplasm
Molecular function (GO): fibroblast growth factor receptor binding; growth factor activity
Source: RefSeq, a predicted model, not a curated record
AUCAACGAGAGAAGCAGCUGGUGAAGAUCUGUGGUGCGGAAUCCUCACAUCGGACAAAUGCUGGCUAACUUUGGGCACCCCGCAGUGGCCUACCCACAGCCGCUGAGACGAGCAGCAGAGGCCUUCGGAACAUCCUGCAGAAUGACCGAAGGUACAAUAAUAUGCGGACCUGAAAACACCGGCUUCCAGCUACCGGACUACAGACAGCUCACACGGCUGUACUGCUUGAAUGGCGGAUAUCAUCUACGGAUACGGCCAGACGGAACCGUGGACGGCAACAGAGAGGAGAACGAUUUGUACUGUGUGUUUCGGGUUAGAGCCGUGAGCAUAGGCGUGGUGAUCAUUGCGGGCGUCGAAGCAGGCCGCUACCUGGCAAUGGACAAAGAUGGAAAGCUGUAUGGAUCGAAAACACUGAGUGAGGAGUGCUGCUUCUGUGAGAACAUGGAGGAGAAUCACUACAACACUUACAGGUCCCAGCGGCACGGAGACGGCGCCUGGUACGUGGGAAUCAAGAAGAAUGGGCAGCCAAAACCAGGACCAAGCACCCACAUCGGGCAGAAGGCUGUCUACUUUCUCCCUCGUCCAGCGGACAGAGCUAGUGAAUGAAGGCUGGAUAACAGGGAGCCCACUGACCGAGACCAAACCAGAGAGCCACUGCCUAGCUAGCAAUUUUAAAGGGACAGAGAGCAAAAUUAAAGAUAUAGCAUGCAGUGUUAAAGGGGUAUCAGGCAAUGUAGAAAGGAUGUGGAGCAAUAUUAAAGGGAUGUCAACAUCGCUCCCUCAAAGUGAGUGACAGACAAAAAGGCAAAAAAAGUAUCCAUCAGUACUAAUGAACUCUGUCCUGUGAAUUUUUAUGCCUUCAUAUGCUUGUAGCCUACCUAAACACCCUUAAGA